UCGUGCGGAGCAGAAUUUUCCAUUGGCUUAUGUUCAUAUGUAAAUAUAUAUUAUUAUUUUAAUUUUUUGCAGUUUUUUGUUGUCCAAAGACAGCCUGGAAAUGAGAGAUGUUCUCCCUGGCUGAUGUCUCAGAAGAACCCUGUCCAACCUGUGGAUAGCGUGGAGCGCGUCUGUGGCCACCGGUCAGCCUCCGCUCUCCGGGACGCUCGUCUUUCGGCUCACUGAGCGCGACUGGCACCAUCUGCUCCGAUUCUGUGCGUCAGCGUGGCAUCCCGUGUUUGAGCCCAAGCUGUGUGCAGGCAUUCAGUUUAUGAAUGGCACUGACAUGGAGGAAAUACCGUUUCAGAAAGUCAAAACCAGGCGGAAGAGAAGUCACUGCCCCCCGGGCGUCCCCUUGACCACGAUCGCUUGCGAGGACGAGUUCGACUGCAAGGAACUCGAGUCCCUCUUCCAGAACUACAAUCUGAAACUGGAGCAGACGUCCACCCUCAAAGCCCUGGCGGUCCUCAUCUUCGCUUCUGCCACCCUGGCUGUGGUGGAGUUGCUGUCCGGCCCCAGCCUCACCAUCUCCAAAGGGUCCCACCCGGUUCACGGCGUCAUCUUCCUCUCCCUUUUUAUAGUAACUAAUGUCAAAUACCUGCAAGUGACUCAGCUCCAACAGAUCGUGAACCUGACGCUGCUCUUCGGGUUCACCUUCUCCUUCCUGUGCUGUCCCUUCUCCCUGGGCGCGAUGGGAAUGGAGCCCCCGACGUCCCCAGACCAGGGCGUGUGGCAGCUCAUCCUGGUCACCUUCGUCGCCUACGCGCUGCUACCUGUGCGGACACUCCUGGCUGUUGUUUUUGGGAUCAUGGUGUCCGUCUCGCAUUUGAUUGUGACCGCAGCCUCGGUCACAGUGAAAACACAGAAACUCUGGAGAACGCUGGUUGCAAAUACAGUCUUGUUCACCAGUGUCAACCUGUCAGGACUGUUUGUGCGCAUCCUAACAGAGCGUGCUCAGAGGAAGGCCUUCCUGCAGGCUCGCAACUGCAUCGAGGAAAAACUCCGCAUGGAGGAUGAGAACGAGAAACAGGAGCGCCUGCUAAUGAGUCUGUUGCCCAGGAACGUAGCUAUGGAGAUGAAGGAGGAUUUCCUAAAACCCCCUGAAAGGAUCUUUCACAAAAUCUACAUCCAGCGUCAUGACAAUGUCAGCAUCCUGUUUGCAGAUAUCGUUGGUUUCACCAGCCUGGCCUCUCAGUGCACAGCCCAGGAACUGGUUAAGCUGCUAAAUGAGCUGUUUGGAAAGUUUGAUGAGCUCGCCACGGAAAACCACUGUCGCAGGAUCAAGAUCCUGGGGGAUUGUUAUUACUGUGUGUCUGGACUGACCCAACCCAAAACCGACCACGCCCACUGCUGUGUAGAAAUGGGUCUAGAUAUGAUCGACACCAUAACGUCAGUCGCAGAGGCAACAGAAGUUAACCUUAACAUGCGUGUGGGCUUGCACACGGGUCGGGUUCUCUGUGGGGUUCUGGGCCUCAGGAAAUGGCAGUAUGAUGUUUGGUCGAAUGAUGUGACACUGGCCAACGUAAUGGAAGCUGGGGGGCUACCAGGGAAAGUUCACAUCACCAGGUCAACGCUGGAGUGCCUAAACGGAGACUACGAGGUGGAGCCUGGAAACGGUCACGAGAGGAACUCCUUCCUUCAAAAGCAUGAAAUAGAAACUUUCUUUAUUGUGCCAUCUCACCGACGGAAGAUAUUCCCAGGAUUGAUUCUUUCAGAUAUAAAGCCUGCCAAAAAGAUGAAGUUCAAAACUGUGUGCUACUUACUAGUGCAGCUUAUGCACUGCAGGAAGAUGUUCAAGGCUGAGAUUCCCUUCUCCAAUGUCAUGAACUGCGAGGACGGUGACAAGCGGAGGGCCAUGAGAACAGCUCCUCAAAAGAUGAGGAACCGCACCAACGCCAACCAGGCCAACCUGAUCCAGAGUAGCCCCAGGACUCGGGUCAACCGCUACAUUGGUCGGCUGAUCGAAGCCCGCCAGACUGAGUCCGACACAGCAGACCUCAACUUCCUCACACUCAUGUAUAAGUGCUCUGAGCACGAGCAGAGGUACCACCAGCUUCCUGAUGAGUACUUCACCAGUGCUGUGGUCCUCUCUCUGAUCCUCGCUGCCUUGUUCGGCCUUGUUUAUCUCCUCAUUAUUCCACAGGGGACAGUGGUACUAAUUCUCCUCGUCUUCUGCAUCUGCUUCCUAGUAGCGUGUAUUAUGUAUCUGCAUAUUACUAGAAUACAGUGUUUUCCAGGGUGCCUGACCAUUCAGAUCCGAACGGCUCUCUGUGUUUUCAUAGUGCUCUUAAUCUACGCUGUGGCCCAGGCUUGUGUUGUGGGCUGCAUGCCCUGGCUUUGGGGUAGUACCAACACAAACAGCUCCAUUGUCAUCAUCGAAAAGGACAGCGAAGCCAACCGCACCAUGGCGGAACUGCCCUGUGAAGGGGCUCACUAUGCCUUCCUCUCCUGUGUGGUGGGCACCCUCACCUUGGCCAUUUUCUUACGUAUUUCCUGGCUGCCAAAGAUGGCGCUGAUGCUUCUUUUGGGGGUGCUGUAUGUCACCAUAUUGGAGCUCAGUGGCUUCCGCAAGACGGCAGGUGGGGGGUCCUUCCACAUCCGGGGCUACGAGCCCAUCCUGUCUCUGUUGCUCUUUGUCAGCGCCCUGGUCCUCCACUCCAGGCAACUUGACCUCAAACUGCGCUUGGACUUCCUCUGGGCUGUGCAGGCAGAGGAGGAGAGAGACGGGAUGGAGAAAGUAAAGCUGGACAACAGGAGGAUCCUCUUCAAUCUACUGCCUGCCCACGUGGCUCAGCACUUCUUAAUGUCAAACCCCAGGAACAUGGUGAGCCAUGCUAACAAACAGGCAGGCAGUCAGACAGACAAACAGGAUUUGUAUUAUCAGUCCUACGCCCAAGUCGGCGUCCUGUUUGCAUCGAUUCCAAACUUUAAUGAUUUCUACAUUGAACUGGAUGGCAACAACAUGGGAGUGGAGUGUCUGAGGCUGCUCAAUGAGAUCAUAGCUGACUUUGAUGAGCUCAUGGAUAAGGAGUGCUACAAAGACAUUGAAAAAAUCAAGACCAUUGGCAGCACAUACAUGGCCGCUGUGGGACUCGUCCCCACAGUUGGCACCAAGGACAAGAAGUCCAUUUGUGACCACUUGAACACCAUCGCCGACUACGCUAUCGAAAUGUUUGACGUGUUGGACGAAAUCAACUACCAGUCCUACAACGAGUUUGUCCUGAGAGUGGGUAUCAAUGUGGGUCCAGUGGUUGCCGGGGUGAUAGGAGCACGGCGGCCUCAGUACGACAUCUGGGGUAACACGGUCAAUGUGGCCAGUAGGAUGGAUAGUACUGGUGUUCCAGGAAAAAUACAGGUGACUGAGGACGUUUACCGUAUACUGAAUUGUAACUACGACCUGGUCUGCAGAGGUAAAGUCAGUGUAAAAGGUAAAGGUGAGAUGCUGACUUACUUUCUGGAAGGGAAGGUGCAGGGCGUCGGCACGGCAACCACCUCAUCGGUGAUGCGAUCCACCAGCCUUGCGCGCCGUAUCCAUUCCUGUGGCAAGACGAGCGUCCCGACCAAUCUGGGCAGCAUCUCCCCGGCCGUCAGCCUGACCGCUCACACCAGCGUGGGAAGCAGCAUUCAGAUGAACGUUGCCAACAUCAGCAACAGCCAAGCGACAUGUUUGCCCUCAUCCUGUGUUCCGGCAGUGGGCGAGGAGGACGAGGAUGAGGACGCAGAGGUGACAGGGAUUCAGAUCGAGGCUGUGGCGGCUAUUGCAGAGGCAUCUGUGUAGAAAGAAACUCAAGACUGUCUCAUGUGCAGCAAAACCGUCCGGAAAGGGUUCAGGAAUUAACUUUAAAUCCUGAGAUACAAGCAGGGAUGUUUUCAUCCAGGAUCCAAACGUCCGGAUACAUGAAACGACGAUGCAGAUGCAGGUCUUGCUUUAGAGAUUUUUAAUCACAUAAAAAGACGAGACACAGAGCAAAGAAAGAAGCAUCUGAAGCAUCUCUGCAACAGCUGGUUCUACUGGCGGUGUUCUCGGGUCCUUUCAGAUCCAGGUGCAUCUAUUGUUUUAUAUGACAUACAUAUUCCCAUCAAAGUGGAAGGUGUACACUGAUGCUCAAAGACGCUUCACGCAUUCGCUUUGCACUGUCUUUCUGAAUAUGCCAAGGAUAUAUUACAUUAUUUACGGAAACAAAUCGUGGUUCUUUUCUCUCUUUCCUUUUGUUUUUGGUGUAUGCAUGUGUGUUUUUGUGAGUGUGUGUAUGCAUGUGUGAUGAUUAGUUUGGAAUUGUAACAAAAUAGGACAAAAUCCUUCAUGCAUAUAUAUAUAUAUAUAUAUAUAUAUAUAUAUAUAUAUAUAUAUAUAUAUAUAUAUAUAUAUAUAUAUAUAUAUAUAUAUAUAUAUACGUAUAUAUAUAUAUAUAUAUAUAUAUAAACACAUGUAUACCCACUUCUCACUGGAUGGAACACACUUUGUAUGACAUAUGGCAUGUUAGCAGUUAAUUAUUUAAGACUUAAAGCCAUAGUAAUGACACUUCUGUUGAAGGAAAACCAAAGUAAUGAGCGUUCCUUAGAACUUUAAGUUUUACAACUUUUAUUGCCUCACCAUAGGAGGAACACGCUGCAGACUGGAGGUCUUAAAGGUCAACAGAAAGAGCAGACAAAGGUGGAACAACUGUGUUCGGAUGAAUGUAUUCUGCUUUUCAACUAGUUCAUGCCAAAAUAAGACAAAGACCAGAAGACUGAAGUAUUCCCUCAUCCAAUGGCAGUAAGCCUGCAGAUUUCAAGGUGUUAAAGGGGGGUGUUUGUUUAUAAAGAAUAGAGCACACGAGGAAAAUAAGCACACCGUUUUCACAAAUGCGUGACCUUUAAGUGUUUCAAAUGCACGUUCACAUAUUUCCUCAAGAAACCUUGAUGCAGCGUCUAGCUGCUGCUGGUUUUUUAGACAUUUUACAUUUUUACACUUCUUCCGCUUUUUCAUUACAACACAGCUGCAGCUUUCUGUGGAACAAGCUUGAGCACAACUCUCACGUGCUGCUUCAGAAGUGUGUCGCAUUCCUUUAUAGCCCAUGUUUUAGGUCCAUAGCCAUUUCACUUAAACUGCAAAAGUGUGACUACAUCACAUUUCAAGUGUCUUGCCUUAUUCAAUAAGCUUACAGUGACUGCAACAUGCCUUUUUAGAUAUAUUCACUUUGAUAUUCAGAUCAUACUUAUUUUGUAAAUAGCCAAAACCUGUAAACUAUGUUGGAUCUUGUACAGUUUAAAGUUGGGUUAUUAAAUAUUUUGUAAUAAAUACUAUAUUGGUGUAUAAAACA
This is a messenger RNA of Nothobranchius furzeri (turquoise killifish), 5342 nucleotides long. Its product is annotated as adenylate cyclase type 1. Gene Ontology annotation, molecular function: adenylate cyclase activity. The record is from RefSeq and is a predicted model, not a curated record. Lineage: Eukaryota; Metazoa; Chordata; Actinopteri; Cyprinodontiformes; Nothobranchiidae. Gene Ontology annotation, biological process: cAMP biosynthetic process; adenylate cyclase-activating G protein-coupled receptor signaling pathway; intracellular signal transduction. Gene Ontology annotation, cellular component: plasma membrane.